Molecule: messenger RNA, 594 nt
Organism: Striga asiatica
Lineage: Eukaryota; Viridiplantae; Streptophyta; Magnoliopsida; Lamiales; Orobanchaceae
Source: the annotation of a GenBank genome assembly
AUGACAGAAACCUUCAACCACACGGCAGGUAGACAGCUGUCUCAAAUGUUAUUUGCCGUUAUCUUCUUCCACUGUUCAGAGUAUGUUCUGGCAUUGGCCAUUCAGGGGAAAAACAAUGUAUCCCUAAAGUCUCUUUUAAUAAGCAGGAACUAUAUCCUGGCCAUGAUUUGUUCCUUGGUAGAGUACGUUAUAGAAAUAUAUUUUUUCCCGGGCACAAAAGAACACUGGUCCAUAAGCAACACGGGCCUAGCAAUGGUGGUAGUUGGCGAAAUUAUACGGAAAUCAGCUAUAAUAACCGCUGGUAGGUCUUUUACUCAUCUCAUAAGGAGAUAUCACGAUGAUGAUCAUGUAUUGAUAACUCACGGGGUUUAUAAGUAUACGAGGCACCCGAGCUAUUGUGGCUUUUUCAUAUGGUCAGUAGGUACACAGAUAAUGCUCUGUAACCCAUUGGCUUCAGUUGCUUUUGCGCUCCUUGUCUGGCGUUUUUUCCAGCAGAGAAUACCGUACGAGGAGUUCUUUCUGAGACAGUUUUUUGGUUCGAAUUACGAGGAGUAUGCUAGACGGACGGCAUCAGGGGUGCCGUUUAUCGAGUGA